Morus notabilis is the source of this 1480-nucleotide messenger RNA. Its product is annotated as probable protein phosphatase 2C 51. Bases 72 to 1283 code for a protein of 403 amino acids. Gene Ontology annotation, cellular component: nucleus; cytosol. The record is from RefSeq and is a predicted model, not a curated record. Gene Ontology annotation, biological process: protein dephosphorylation. Gene Ontology annotation, molecular function: protein serine/threonine phosphatase activity; cation binding. The transcript is spliced from 3 exons. NCBI's taxonomy places the organism in Eukaryota, Viridiplantae, Streptophyta, Magnoliopsida, Rosales, Moraceae.
UUUGAAUCACCUCUUCUCCACUUUGAUUGUUUCCUCUCUAUCUUCGUCGGUCACUUGUCAAGCUCUCAAACAUGAACAUUCGGAAGAAAUCGAAGCUCCACUCGCCGCCGGCGAGAGAUCACCGGCGACUUAGUCUCAAUUCCAGCGAUUCGAGCAAGAUAUCGCUCGUAAAAACCAAAAGAGCUCGCAGGAUCCAGAGAAUGAAACUCCAGACACUGGAUUGCACGUGUCGAACGGAGAUCCACUUCACCGUCGCCGGCGGCGGCGACGAUAUCUCCGGCGAUGGCGACCAGAAGGAGAGCAAGAAAAAGCUGGAAGUAAAUGGCGCCGAUCCAUUGAAGAUAACGGUUAAUCUAUCGUUCGCGUCGACGGCGGAGAAUAACAAUGACGGCGUCGUUUUACAGAGUUUCGGAAGCGAAACGCGCGAGGAAAACGUUUUGGAGGGAUUGGAAGGGGAAAGGAAAUACGGCGUCGUUUCGGUGAUAGGGAGGAGGAGCGAAAUGGAGGACGCGGUGAGAGCGGAGCUAGGGUUUGCGGCGAAAGGGAGUAAAAGGUACGAUUUUUUCGGUGUCUACGACGGCCAUGGCGGGACGUACGUGGCGAGCGCGUGCCGUGAGAGAUUACACGAAGUGGUGGCUUCGGAGAUAGAGCAUAACAAUAGUGAUAAAGAGUUGGAGUGGGAAAAGGUGAUGGAGGGGUGUUUUGGUAAAAUGGACGAGGAGGUGAAGGGCAAUGCGGCGGCGAGGACGGUCGGAGCGACGGCGGUGGUGGCGGUGGUGGAGGAGGGGGAGGUUGUGGUCGCCAACUGUGGGGAUUGUAGAGCCGUCAUGUCAAGGGCUGGUCUUCCUCUUGCCUUGUCUACUGAUCAUAAGCCUGAGAGAGCAGAUGAGCUGGAGAGAAUUGAAGCUGCCGGUGGAAGGGUCAUUAACUGGAAUGGGUACCGAGUACUAGGUGUCCUUUCCACUUCCAGAUCUAUAGGUGAUCAACACCUGAGGCCAUUUGUAAUAUCAAAACCAGAAGUCACAGUAACCAAGCGAACCGAAGAGGAUGAGUUCAUGAUACUAGCUAGCGACGGUUUGUGGGACGUGUUGUCAAAUGAAGUUGCUUGUAAGGUUGUGAAGAAAUGCCUCGAGGGUCAAAUUAGGAGGAGAUUUUCCAAAGAGAUUGCCGUUAAUGAUCGAAACCGCGCAUCUGAAGCCGCCGCAGUGUUAGCCGAACUAGCCACAGCACGGGGCAGCAGAGAUAACAUUAGUGUUAUAGUCGUCGAUCUGAGGAAACCCUAGCAUCAAUUUAUCAUUAUUUUUCUUCUUUUUUUUUUUCUUUGUUUUGUUUUCUAAUCAUGUGUCAGAUCGUUAUAUAAAUAUAUAAUUACAGACGUAUUAUACAGAGUUUUAACGUCAUGCAAUGCGAGUGUAUCCAACGUUGAUCAAUAUUGGAUUUGGACAAAGAUUAGAUGGUAUAUUUUGUUGAUUCAAGGACA